Messenger RNA from Phalaenopsis equestris, 1239 nucleotides. RefSeq lists its product as uncharacterized. Gene Ontology annotation, molecular function: RNA binding. The record is from RefSeq and is a predicted model, not a curated record. Lineage: Eukaryota; Viridiplantae; Streptophyta; Magnoliopsida; Asparagales; Orchidaceae. The transcript has 6 exons. Bases 1 to 924 code for a protein of 307 amino acids.
AUGACCAUCGUGAUCUACCUGCGGCGAAUGGAGAUCCCAGGAGCUGUUUUCUUAGGACGGCGUAUGUCAAGAGCUACGCCAAUCUUUAGGGAUGCAAUUCAUUCUCAAUCACUGUCGGCAGUGGAAUCUGCCCAUCGGAAGAAGUCACAUUUCUCCGCUAAAGUAAAGGAAACAUUAUUGGUAGAAAAGCUUAAGAAAUAUGAAGUUUCCCAAAUUCAAGGUCCAAAUCCAGAAGAAAACUUAACAGGAGAGGAAAGAUUUUACAUAAAAAAGAUGGCACAAAAAAGGUCUAAUUAUGUGCCAAUUGGAAGGAGAGGCAUAUUUGGAGGAGUAAUUCUUAACAUGCAUUUACAUUGGAAAAAACAUGAAACAGUUAAAGUUCUUUGCAAACCCUGCAAACCGGGUCAGGUUCAUGAAUAUGCUAAAGAGUUAGCUCGGCUGAGUGGAGGAGUUCUGAUAGAAAUUAUUGGAAAUGAUACAAUAAUAUUUUAUCGCGGCAAGAACUAUGUGCAGCCGGAAGCACUUGAAAAAUCGAAGUACGAGCAAUCUUUAGAAACUGUGAGAAGAUUUAUCGCAAUAGCUGAGAAGGAACUAGAACUUUAUUACAGACAUAUUGCACUUUACGGCAAUCCAAAUACUCGAAAUGCAGAUUUUGUUUACGACCAAGAAAGAAAAAGGCUCCCUAACACAAAAAAUAUGGUUUCAAGAUUUGUUGCAGAAGAAAAUGCUGCUGACUGUAGCAAAACCUUUUCGGAAGAACCUCUGGAUGAAAUUAGUUUAAAUAAUGAAUAUUUUAGUGCAGAUGAGGCUGCUUCUGAUGACUAUUUCAUCGCUGGAAUUGAAGAUGAUUCUGAUGAUGAAAAUCUCACAGGAACUGAAACAGAUUCAGAUGAUGAACUUGGAGAAAUUAAGGUUCUGCAGUAGAAAAAAUGCAUGAAGAAAUGGCAUCCCUAAUCUAUUUUGUACAAAAGCAGCUCUUAUGUGGAGAGUUAUGGGGUUUCUUGAGAAACUUCAAAACCACGGGAAGCUGAACUCAUAGUUGUCACCACUGCUGCAACUUACUAACCGCAACAAGGGAGGGUCCUCAUGUUGAAAAGGAUGUAAUAUAAAUUGCAGAUAAUAUAUUUUAUAUUCCUUUUAGCAUAUUUUUGCAUAACUACUGCAUUGUAUUUUGAAUUCUUCAGACAACGAAUAUGAUAAGCAAAAAUGCUCUUUAGCAUUUAUUGCCUUUUUUCUUAA